AUGAAUUCCGAGUCGACUACACCGUCGAAUGUCCCCUUCCUUGCCUUAUGGAAUCAUUUCAAAGAUGAAUUACUGGCGUCUGAUGCUGAUUCCUUUGAAGAUCUUAAACGAGAAAGGGUGAUCAAUUUCUUUGGAAUCCCUUGGGCUAUUGAAAAGGUUUGUCAAGCCACUGCUUAUGGUGUUUGGGUUUUUCAUCUGCAUGGACUCAUUCUUAUAUACUUUUACAAUCCUUCCUUUGCGUCUACACUUGGUGAUAAAAAAUCCGUACCUAAUACUGAGCGAUUCCAACUCUCCCUUUUUUUAACUGUCAUUACAGCACGCAACCUGAUUGAGCUUUCUGGUUCUCCAAUAUCUCCCUUUUCUAUUUUACCAACAUCUUUCAUUCCUUUAUUUCCCGCAAUGACAACUAUCGAAACACUUCUGACUCCAGUGAUCAUAGUAUUUGCAUCUGAAUUAUUAGUCGACUGGCUAAAGCAUGCCUUCAUCACUAAAUUCAAUCAAAUCAGACCAAGCAUUUAUGAUCGUUAUAUCGACAUACUCUCCAGAGAUUUAGUAGUUGGAAAUGAGCAGAAAUCUGAAAAUCAAAAAAAAUUUACUGAUCCAUCUUUGAUGGUCUCACGCCGAAUCGGUUUCGCUGCACUCCCACUUGCAUGCUUAACGAUUCGAGUUUCAUCACAAACUAUGACGAUGAUUUCGGAUUCAAUCCAGGAGAUGGAUUCUGAAGAACAAUCAAAUUUUCCUUUUACAAUUGUUUUCACACAACCUAGUGGCGUAUGGAUCUUUUGUGGCUUUGCCGCAUUUGUGAUAUUAACUUUCAUAAAAUUAUUAGUUGGAAUUAAUAUUCUUGGGUUUGCCAACCGACGAUAUGCGAGCAUGGAACGUCGUGAAGCCGAAGAACUAGCUAGAGCAGAAGAAUUAGAUGCUAAAGUAGCAAAAGAAAAGGAGAAUCAAUUAAACAAUGAAAUUACUGACGACCCUAGAGAUAAUGUUUUAGACCAAGAAAUGGAAUUCCUCAUAGGCAUAACGGGAAAAGACUUCGUGCUUACCGCUGCGGAUACUUCAGCAGCACGAUCGAUUACCGUCAUGAAGUCUACAGAGGAUAAGUCCCGCGAUCUCAACAAGCAUAAUAUCAUGUUGUACUCUGGUGAAUCGGGGGAUACUGUCAAUUUUGCAGAAUAUAUCCAGAGAAACGUUAGACUAUAUGGAAUUAGAAAUGGUAUCGAAUUAACACCCAAGGCUGCCGCUACUUUUACAAGAAAAGAAUUGGCAACAAGUUUGAGAAGUCGGCAUCCCUAUACAGUUUUCCUUCUCAUUGCUGGAUAUGAUAUAACGACAUCCAGGCCUCAUUUGUAUUGGAUCGAUUAUCUCGGCUCUUCUGCCGAAGUACCCUUUGCUGCUCAUGGAUAUGGUGCUUAUUAUUGCAUGUCGAUUUUGGAUAGAUAUCACCAUCCAGAUCUUACCCUCGAUGAAGCAAAAGUUCUAAUCAAAAAAUGCAUAGACGAACUAAAAAGUCGAUUCGUUAUCAAUCUCUUAGACUUCAAGAUUAAAGUUACAAAUCAAGAUGGAAUUCGAGAGAUUACAAUCUGA
Molecule: messenger RNA, 1587 nt
Organism: Dentiscutata heterogama
Lineage: Eukaryota; Fungi; Glomeromycota; Glomeromycetes; Diversisporales; Gigasporaceae
Source: the annotation of a GenBank genome assembly